Molecule: messenger RNA, 1709 nt
Organism: Mus pahari (shrew mouse)
Lineage: Eukaryota; Metazoa; Chordata; Mammalia; Rodentia; Muridae
Gene: Fgb
Product: fibrinogen beta chain
Exons: 8
Coding region: 103-1545 (480 amino acids)
Biological process (GO): protein polymerization; blood coagulation; platelet activation
Cellular component (GO): fibrinogen complex
Molecular function (GO): signaling receptor binding
Source: RefSeq, a predicted model, not a curated record
AGCCAUGCCUGGGAGAGGACCCACUAUAUAUAGGAUCCACAGUCUCCCAGCUAAGUCUGCAGGCAAAGGGCAACUGCUUGGAAUUUCAGAAACUCUGAAACCAUGAAGCAUCUAUGGAUGCUGCUGCUGUUGUGUGUUUUCUCAGUUCAUACUCAAGCUGCCAAUGAUGACUACGAUGAACCGACGGAUAGCGUGGAUGCCCGUGGUCAUCGACCUGUUGACAGGAGAAAGGAAGAGCCUCCUAGCCUAAGACCUGCCCCUCCUCCUAUCAGCGGAGGAGGCUAUCGAGCCCGUCCAGCCAAGGCUACUGCCAACCAGAAGAAAGAACGGAUACCCCCCAAUGCAGGAGGCUGUCUUCACGCUGACACAGACAUGGGAGUGCUGUGUCCUACGGGAUGUACAUUGCAACAAACUUUGAUAAACCAGGAAAGGCCAAUCAAGAGCAGUGUUGCUGAGUUAAAUAACAACAUACAGUCUGUUUCCCAGACCUCCUCAGUCACCUUUCAGUACCUGACUCUGCUAAAGGACAUGUGGAAAAAGAAGCAAGCACAAGUUAAAGAGAAUGAAAAUGUCAUAAAUGAGUAUUCCUCCAUCCUGGAAGACCAGAGAUUAUAUAUUGAUGAGACUGUGAACGAUAAUAUCCCCCUUAAUCUUCGUGUGCUCCGCUCAAUCCUGGAGGACCUAAGAAGCAAAAUACAAAAAUUAGAGUCUGACAUCUCAGCUCAAAUGGAAUAUUGCCGCACUCCAUGCACCGUCAACUGUAACAUCCCAGUGGUGUCUGGGAAAGAAUGUGAGGAGAUCAUUAGGAAGGGAGGUGAGACAUCCGAAAUGUAUCUUAUCCAGCCUGACACCUCCAUCAAGCCAUAUAGAGUAUACUGCGACAUGAAAACAGAAAACGGAGGAUGGACAGUCAUACAGAACCGUCAGGAUGGCAGCGUCGACUUUGGCAGGAAAUGGGACCCAUACAAAAAAGGAUUCGGAAAUAUUGCCACCAAUGAAGACACAAAGAAGUACUGUGGCUUGCCAGGCGAAUACUGGCUUGGCAAUGAUAAGAUUAGCCAGCUCACCAGGAUGGGACCCACAGAACUUCUCAUCGAAAUGGAGGACUGGAAAGGAGACAAGGUGAAGGCACAUUAUGGAGGCUUCACGGUGCAGAACGAGGCCAGCAAGUAUCAAGUCUCCGUGAACAAGUACAAAGGGACCGCAGGCAACGCCCUCAUGGAUGGGGCCUCUCAGCUGGUGGGGGAGAACAGAACCAUGACCAUCCACAACGGCAUGUUCUUCAGCACAUAUGACAGGGACAACGACGGCUGGGUAACUACGGAUCCAAGAAAACAGUGCUCCAAAGAAGAUGGUGGUGGCUGGUGGUAUAACAGAUGCCACGCGGCCAAUCCGAAUGGCAGAUACUACUGGGGUGGCCUUUACAGCUGGGACAUGUCCAAGCACGGCACAGAUGAUGGUGUGGUGUGGAUGAACUGGAAGGGAUCGUGGUACUCAAUGAGGAAGAUGUCUAUGAAGAUCAGGCCCUUCUUCCCACAGCAAUAGUCCCCCAAGCACAGACUUUCAUUCCUCUAUGUCUGACAUUUUUUUUUUUUACAUUAUGUUAUUGGAAUUUUCUUUGAUACAUUAUAUCUGCUAAAGCUCAAAACAGUGGUUGAGUGUGUCUCUUUUGGAACGAUAUAGGAUAAAGACAUUGAAAACAGCACAUA